This is a messenger RNA of Neomonachus schauinslandi (Hawaiian monk seal), 489 nucleotides long. RefSeq names its product signal regulatory protein delta (gene SIRPD). NCBI's taxonomy places the organism in Eukaryota, Metazoa, Chordata, Mammalia, Carnivora, Phocidae. The record is from RefSeq and is a predicted model, not a curated record. The transcript is spliced from 2 exons. Gene Ontology annotation, cellular component: plasma membrane. The coding region runs from base 1 to 489 and encodes 162 amino acids.
AUGGCGUAUGUAUCUGGUUCAGGCACCUUUGUGUCUGUGAAUGGAACCACACAUGAGAUAUUCCAGGUGCAACAAGCUGAGAUGACACAGACUGUAUCAACUGGAGAGACAAUCACCUUGAGUUGCAGUGUACCAGAUUCAUUUCCAAAAGGACCCGUCUUAUGGUUCAAGGGACAUGGGCCAAACCGGGAAUUAAUCUACAACUUCAAAGAAGGUUUCUUUCCCAGAGUAAAAGAAAUUGGACACCCCACCAAACCUGGCAACACAGACUUUUCCAUCCGCAUCAGUGAAAUCUCUCUUGCAGACGCCGGCAUCUACUACUGUGUGAAGUUCAAGGAGGGGAAACCUGACACAGAGUUCCAGUCAGGUCCGGGCACCAAGGUGUUUGUGACUAGUGAGUUUGUCUCCUCCACCCCCUAUUAUGGGCUAUCAUCUCAGUUAACCAAUCCUCUAUUCAUUGAAUUACUAGAUUAUGCUAAAUAUUAUUGA